AUGUAUAUUUCUGGAGAAACGGUUAAUUCAACAAGAAAUAAAAAAGUUAAAUCUCCAAAAAAUUGUCGAAAUCGAAAUAAAAAUAACACCCAAUUUUAUAAAAAAUAUCCUUCUGCUCCAUACUGGAAACCGCUCGACUUUCCAACGAUUGAUACUUCCCAGCGUGAUCUGUGGACGGAAUCGCUUUCGCAAAAAUUUGUGUCACAACAAAUUGAUGGUAAGAAGCUUUUGAAGAUGGAUCGAAAUGACUUAAUAAGGAUCAUUGGUUGUGCAGAUGGAGUAAAAAGAUUGGUUAUUUGGAUGUUGGAAGGAGAGGUGAUCAGGUUAAAUGGACGAUACGAAGACGAGGUUUAUUAUGAUCCAAUUGGGAAUUUUGGUGGGCUCGAUACACGUAAAACACCAGGUUAUGCUCUUCAAAAGAAGGCCGUCAAUGACGAUUGGUUAUUUCGAGAAUUCCUAGUUCGAAAAUUGGAUCUAGUACCACCAGCUCACAAUCUUCGUCGAUAUCUUUCCAGCCCUUUAACGUUACGAAUACCUAUACAAUCAAUUUAUCUUCAACUUUACCAAAAGACAAUUCCGGAAAUCUUUUGUUAUUUGAUCCCACAAGAACGAUGCUUGGAUCAGCGUAAUAACUUGAUGACAGCACCUACGUUAUCAUUGCCUUUCAUUAACGCCAUUAGUUUACCAUGUCAUGACACAGUGUUAUCAAAUUAUACGAUUGUUAUCGAUUCUCUCAUUCAAGGUACACUCUCCGUACUCCAUUUUGGAACGCGUAAAUGGCUUUAUAUGAAUCGAUCAGCAUCAAUUCAUUCUCCUGAAGAUAUAUUUCGUCCAGAUUGGAUGUGUUGGAUAAACGAACUUUUAUUAGUUUUUCAAGGAGUUCAACUUGCUGAAGAAACAGAUUGGCAAAUAGGAAUCACUUAUCUUCAUUCAAAAAUACAUUGGAAAUCAAUGUAUUACGGAAACUUACCAUAUACAUUUGCAUAUAUUUCCAAAGGCUCGAAACUACGAUUUUUCAUUUUUAAUCCGAAUCUUGAAGUGACAACACCGUUAACCCAGAUUUCACAAGAAUUUAACUUGGAUUCCAUAAUGGAUCGAUUUGGAAUUAUAAAAACAGUCAUUAACAUAUAUUCAAUUCUUGAAACAAUUUACAGAAAUUGGGAAAUUUAUGUUUCUAUAACGCAUAUACCUUCAAUAUCAUCACUUCAUCCAUUAUAUCUAUCUGUACAACGAAAUGGUGAAACUAUUAUCGAAUUUUUCGGAGAAUUUGUGAAAAAAACCAUUUCAUCGAAUUUAAUGAAUCGAUUUUUUAAGUUUGAAACAUUGUGCGCGAUUUAUAAUGAUACGAAGCAUAUCAAAAAUUUAGUGCACUGUGUGGAUAUUAACGGAAACUUUGAUUCACCCGUGAGAGGAAAAGAUGGUGCUUGUAGAAUACUGAUUCAACCAGUUGGGUACCAUUAUUAUCCGACAGAUGAGAAAGAAUGGAAGAGUUGUUUGAGGACUGUUUUGGAAGUGCUUCAUGACAUGCAUAAAGUCGGAUGGACGCACCGAGAUAUUCAUUGGGGAAAUAUAAUGAGACAUGAUGGUAAUGAUAUUAAAAAACGAGAUAAAGAUAGUAAUGAGAUAAAGAAGCAAACUAUACACAAUGAUGUGUGUGACGAUAUUGUUAUAGUGACGAAACGAAAUGAUAAUGAUGGUGAUGAAUGGUUGUUAAUCGAUCUAGAAAUGGGAGGCAAAGUUGAUGAAGUGUUAGACAUCACAUUGUGGGACCGUUGGCCUAAGAAAGCAGAGAAGGGACAAAUUUACAAAGCCUGUUAUGACGUAUGGCAAAUUGAGAGAAUGUUGCAUGAGGUGGGUGAUAGCGAAUUUAAAACGUUUUCCAAGUAUUUUUGGAAAUUUAGGGAUUUGUUACGAAAAGCAGCAAUAGACGAUGUCUCGGCUGCAGAAGCGUUGAGAUGUGAGUGGUUUGUCAUUGAUAAUGAUUUAUUCGAGGAAUAA
Messenger RNA from Cetraspora pellucida, 1998 nucleotides. Lineage: Eukaryota; Fungi; Glomeromycota; Glomeromycetes; Diversisporales; Gigasporaceae. The record is from the annotation of a GenBank genome assembly.